Messenger RNA from Zophobas morio, 1544 nucleotides. RefSeq lists its product as uncharacterized. The record is from RefSeq and is a predicted model, not a curated record. The coding region runs from base 169 to 1131 and encodes 320 amino acids. The transcript has 4 exons. Lineage: Eukaryota; Metazoa; Arthropoda; Insecta; Coleoptera; Tenebrionidae.
GUCCACUAGCAGAAUGUUGUGUUAAGUCUGACAGACGUUCCGACACUGUGCGUCGCUGUUGUUGUAAACACACGUGAGGUUCUAGUCACCAGUGACCGCAACCAGUGAAGUUUCGGUGAUUUCAACGCGAGUCUCUCCUUAUCUCGAGAUAAGAUAAAAGUGCAAACGAUGGAUACGCGGACGGGUCACACCGCCGGCAUGCUGGACCGCGACCAAAGGACCGCCAAAAUCCACACUUUUGACAGGCACGUGGUGCCAGUGAAAGAGCACGAAGAUCCGCAGACUGUUUUAACGAGACAAAAUGAGACGGUUAGUCAGCGCGUUCCGGGAAGGACGAGUCCACACUCCUCGUGUAAAACCAGGAAAAGUAACAACUUCUGGAAGAGUUUAAGCAGAUUAAAGCAAGCCCUAAUCGUCAGCGCUUACCUAACCCUGCUCACAUUCCCAAUCGCUCAGUCGGCGCCGACGAUACGAAAGCCGAUGUCGUCGAGGGAAAAGAGCGACCCCAAGUGGCUCAACCCCUGCGGAAUGGGCAGCCUCAACGGAGCGGCGCCCGAGCAUCGGAUGCCCGACUCCAAACUGAUCGAGCAGAUCGCUAGUAUAGCCCAGAUAGCCGAGUCCAAAGCGAAGACCUUCCAGAUUGACUUCGCCGACAAACUGUUCAACAUGAAAGUGGGACAGCUGCACACGUAUUACGCAGACAAAGACUAUGCAUGGCUGCCGAUGGAGGAGAUCCCCAAGAAGCUGAACGAGCAGGUUCCCCAGGACCAUCUUCAGAGCUUAGAGUUUAAACAGACUUUGUUGAAAGUCUACGUCUACCUUCAGAAGAUCGCUGUUGGUAUGGAGCAGGUCGUCUGGGACGAGGAGGACCGAAAUGGAGAGUUUAAAUCUUCUUUCGCCGCCACCGAGGACUUCUUGCAUAACGUACUGUGCGAGAUUCACACGGCGAUCAUCGAGAAUGACCUCACGGUGGAGGAGACCGUCACUCGGGACCUCAUGGGCGAGGAGUACAGAAACAUGGACGAUACUAACAAGAACGUCCGAAACUGGAUCAUCUACAGAGACUAUCUAAACAUGCUCGAAUACAUCGUCCAGGUAUUUAACCACUUCAAGGCAAACUCGAGCAAAUGAAAUCUCAUUGAGACCGAUUGACUAAGCGCGGCCUCAGCCGCUCGCAUAGAUCUGAUAUAGUUUGACUGUAUAUUUAUAUUUUAUAUUAUUUAAAUAUACUCGAAUUGAUAUUACUUAUUAAAUAGUAUUUUAUAAUUAUUUUAUAGGGACUAAUUUAUUUUUUUAAUUUAUAUAAUGUAAUGUAAAUUAUUAAUGUGUAAAUAUUGUCCGUGCUUUUAGUGAGACACCGAAUUCAUAAUCUGAACUUUCUGAAAAGGAAUGUAUACAUCCACGCCCAAUGUAUUAGUUUAGAUAGAAUUGCUGUGAUAUACCGGGCCGUACUUAACUUUCAUGUCACUGUCGGGCCCUGAAAAAGUGUAAGUACGUCUCUGGAUAAAACUCAAAUUAAUAAAAGUUUGUUGUUUUAUUUUUAA